Molecule: messenger RNA, 5607 nt
Organism: Leptopilina heterotoma
Lineage: Eukaryota; Metazoa; Arthropoda; Insecta; Hymenoptera; Figitidae
Exons: 5
Coding region: 263-1717 (484 amino acids)
Source: RefSeq, a predicted model, not a curated record
UUUGGUACAGCGAAAUUUAUGAAACAAUAGAUUUUCAAGCAUUGAGUAGAUAAAAAUAAAUCCUCAAAUAUCGGACCAAAGGAAAGGGAUGGUUUGUGAAGCAGUGAUGUAGGGUUGAAUGGAGGGGGUGGGUCAAUCAGAGUGAAGGGAAGUGUUGGGAUAGAAAGCUACCCAGUUUGAAUCCGACUACCGACAUUCAACAAGAGUCGUGUGCCUUGCCAUAAACGCGAAAGUCCCGUGUAUUUUUCUUCUAUGCGCAAGAAUGAGGCGUCAAUCUUACUGCUCAAGUUUCAACAGCAGCAGUGUUGGAGGAGAACCUCUUAUCGUUGUAGAAGAAAGCAUACUAGGUGAAGAGGAUUCGGAGCGUCAAAGAAAUGAAUCACCUCCUCGCUGCUUAGACCCAGAUUCACCAUCUCUAAAUCCUUAUCUUUUAUCACCUUGGCGUGAUAAUCGAAAACACUCUUUGCCUACUCCACAAUGUACUUCUGGAAUAACUGCCUCUCAAGUGCGACGCUUAAGUGAAAGAGGAGGAGAAGGAUCAGGACCAUCACCCAGAGAAGCAGCUUUCCUAGCCACUCUUUCGCAAGCACCAGCUCCACAACCAGGUGGACGAAGACAUUCAGUUGUUACGAUUUCAAAAGUACCUCAUUCAUUAUUCGGAAAUCGUCGAGAAUCUAUUGCAGCUUUAUCAAUGGGGGCAUCUAGAGUACUAUCCAGUCGACGAGAAUCUACAGCUGGCAUCACUGGACCUCCAAGCAAUAGCGGAAGUACGCACAAUCUUCAGUUAGACAUUAUGGAUGACAUAGCAGAAAUCAAAGCAAGAAAGGUUCGUCUCAAAAUGUACAGAACUUCUUCAAAAGAACGCGUUUGUGAAGUUCAACCUUUGGAGGGUAGCAGUUCAACGCAGCGUUAUAUACAGCAGCAUCGUCGAUUUUCGGAUUUUACAUUGGCCUCAAUUCCCGCAGCAUCAACUAAUAGAAGGAGAGCUUCAGAAAUGCCAUUUACUCCUCCGUCUAAACCUAAGUUUUCACAAACCACUGGAAUCAUUUGCUCCAACACAGAUCUUAUUUCUAUACUUAGUUCCUUAACUUCGUCAGCUACUGAAAUUAAUAGAUGCGGUGAAGAAUUUCCAAUGACGAAAGAAAAUAAGUCUGGUAAGACAGCGGAGCAAAAACGAAGGAAUCUUAAAAAUUUUCGCUCCAACAGUUUUGACAUCUCAAUAUUGCAUGAGGCUGGAUGUAAAUUGACAUCUUCUGGUUCAAUGAAGUCAACAAAUGCAGCACCUUCCAACUGGUUUAUCAAACGACAUCAACCAAUGUCCAAAAAGCAGAAAAACGAUGAGAGUAUUUCAACAUUAUUUAAUUUAAAAUUUGAUAAAUUGAAAGUAGCUAAAUUUACGAAAGAAGCCCUUAUAAAAAGUCCUCCAACUAAGGAAUCGAAUUUAAGGCAUAAAGUUGUAUGGGAUGGACUCAGUGGUACCAAAGUCGAUGCACAGGUUCUCGGCAGUGCAAUAGAAGAAUUUUUAACGUCUCAAAGAGGUAGUGAACCUGAAGGUUCUAGUAAUUCCUGUGAGAAGCCAUCUGUAUCACCUAGAAAGUCAAAAACAUCCUCUGGCAAAAUGACUACAUGGUUUUCUUCUGGAAACAAAGAAGAAGAGCAGACAGAGUCUUGUGAACCAUCUAUAUGUUCUUCACUUAAAGAUCUCUUUGUAAAGUAAAAUAUUUUUGUAUACAUGAUUUUAAUUAUAUUUUUGAUAGAUUAUUUCAAAUUCCUAAAAGUUAAUAAAAUUCUAAAAAUCGUAAAAAGGGGUAAACAAAUUGUCAAUUUUCUCUAACCCUCCGCCAUACGCCACAAAAAUAAUUACAAAAGCGCACACACUUAUGAGAAAUUCUUCACAUGAAAAAUAAAACGACAUUGACUAGUGUAAGAAGGAAUCGUUUAUUAUAACCUGGUUUCUUCGAUGACGAGCUGAGAAAUAAAAAAUGUAUCCAGAACUUGAAAAUUUUUUACACAUUCGACUUAUUAAUUUAAAAAAUGUGUUCAAAACGGAUGUGACAAAAGUUAUAGUAACUGAGUUUAUAUAACAAAGUGAAAAACAAAACUUAUUUAAAAAAUACAUAACCCAGUGAGGAAAUUCAUCAUUUUGGUGUGUGGCGGAUGUUAAAUAUUUAUACAUUCUAAAAUGAAACAAAAAUUUUAAUGUUAACAUGAUUUUAAAAAUAUAUUUUAUUUUUGAUGCAAGUUGUACAAAUACAAAUAUAUACUAUAAAUAUAUUAUCAAAAAUGAAUAUUAUUGCUUAUCGCUUAAAAAUUUGUUUAGAUAACCUAAAUAAAUAACAAAUGAAUUUCGAGACAAACCAAUUUUAGAAUUUUAUUAACUUUGUUAUAAUUCUUAAAUAGAUUUUAAUAUAUAUAUAUAUAUACAUAAAUCUUAUGUUUAGAAAAAGACAUGCGGUUAUCAUAAUUUAAAAUUUGUAUUGUCAGUAAUUUUCUAUAUUGUACAUAUACCUAUAUUUCAUAAAACUAGCUGAUAUACGUAAGAAAACUUUCAAGGAGCUUGAAUUGCCAAAAGGAAAAAGAACUUGCAAUGGUUUUAAUACAUUUAGAAAUUUGUGGAAAUUCAGAUGUAGUUUAGACAGUCAAACGGCUGCCGUGAAUGAAUGUUUCCUUACGGAAGAUAUGCAGUGUACCUCACAAAAAUAGAUGAAGCUGGCAUUAAAUUUAAUUUAAAUGCAAUUGCGUUUACUAUCCGCAUUUACAGCUAGUAUUCAAAUACUUGCGACGUCUUUCAGUUUCGUCGAUUUUUUUUACAUGCAUUAAAUCUAAGAAUCGAAAGAUUAACAUCCAAUACAUUUUUGACAUGUAAACUGAUCAUAUCAGCAUGUAUGUAUCUUUAAUGUAUUUGUCAGAAUCCGAAUUAAUUCCAAAAGUUUUACUUUAAAAAAAUGUUUAGUAUUUGUAAAUAAUAGCAACCAUAAAUCAUAGUCGCUUAAAGGCUAAACUAUAAUUCCAAUUAAAUCUUUUGAUUGAAUUCUAGCUAUAACUUCCUCCUCAAAUAUUUGUAUUAGUUUUUGUCAUAUGUGACGCGCUACGAAGAAAGGUCGGUAGAAAACAAUUUAACGAAAAAUGUCGAAUUCGCGUUUACACUCAACUGAAAAGGUGUUUCAUAUUUAGCAUCGUUUUAUAUCUGGAAAGCAAAUAACGGAUUCUUCUUUAAUUUUGCAAAAUAAAAAUAAUUUUUAUUGUAUAUUUUAGAUGUAAUGAGGAGUUAAACAUUGUUUUGCAUUAAAAGAUUUUUUAAAGCAUUUUUACUUGAAAUAUACAAAACUUUAGUUAUAAUUCUUUGCUACUUGCUUCUCUUUCUUCGUAACACGUCACUUAUGUUGGUUCUCUCUAAAAGGCAAAUGAUGAGAAGUAUUUUUUAUUGCCUUCUUCGAUUUGAUAAUUAUUUAAUUCUUACUUUAUCUAUUGAAAUUUGUUGAACUAAAAAUGUAAAAUAUAUAAUAUUCCUUAUGGAAUAGAAGUUACAUUUUAGAAUAGAAAAGAAUUAAUGUUUUCGAUGUUCUUGCCGAGGUUCUUGCCAAUUUUGGGCAUUGGAAAUAAUAGUGACUUUCGGAUAUAGUGAAGAUGAAAUAAAUUAAGAACUUUAAUGACUAAGAAACAGUUUUUAUUUAUUUCUAAUGAAAACUUGAAUUUAUCGUCUACAAAGCAGAGUUGGGGAACAUGGGGCAAAAAAGGUAAAUUCUUUCCAAUUUGCCCCGGGGGCAGGGCAGAACGGGGAGUCAGUAUUGAUCUUCAGGGUAUUCGUCAGAUGUUGGUAGUUUGGAUAUGGAAUGUGUGUUAUUCCAGGUAUGACCUUCACACCACAUUGAACUAUUAUUGACGCAUGUUAUACUAUAAUUCAUUUAAAAAAUUAUAUAUCUGAUUAUUUCAGUAUAUUAAAGAGUCAUAAGUACUCUUCCCGUUCUGUCCAUCCCACUUUGCCCUAAAGGUAUCUUCGCUAUUAAAAAAAUGUUGUGCAAUUACAAUUUCAUAUUUUAAAUCUAAUAACAGCGCAAUUCAUUUAUCAAGGAAUUCACCUUCAUAUGAUAUGAAUUUGGAGCCUUAAUUUAUGCUAUUCAGUUAAUAUCCUGGUUAAGAAACUAUUCUAAAGUCACCAAUUUGACUAGCUCUUAAUUUUGUCCAUGUUCCUACAAAAUAUACAUUAUUUUAUAAUUAAAUAUUUAUUUUUGAAUAAAGUACAAUUUUUAUUUGACAGUGUUGUCUUCUAAAAUAAACUAUUUACUCGAAGAUGAAUUCUCUCACAUUGUUUGAGGAUAGUUAAACGAGACCAUAUAAAACAUUCAAUUGUAUCACUAGACAAUCAAGUUUCUAAAAAAAAUUAAUGUUUGUCAAAUAUUUAACUUUGUUAACGGUAGGUUUGUUUCAAAUGUAAUAAAUACUUUAAGAUUAUACGACACUAUUUUCUUGAAAAAACCGUUUUUAAUAUUAAAAGUGCCAUAAAAAUGCGUUUGAAACCGAUAUAAUUAAAAAGUGGUUACACGCGGCAUUUAUUUAUUUUACAAUCCCCGCAGUCCAGUCGUUGAAUCAUAAAUAGGUAACAAAAUAGUUAUAAAAUAUAGGGGAGAGUCAGUACGGUCGGGCCACUUCUAAAGUGGAAUGUUUACAUCAGAAAAUGUGUGGACAAAAAUUGGAAAAGUUAUAAACAUUUAAAAAAAAUGUCGUUAUGUUUUGUUGUAAAUGUGGGCCACACCGUAGAAAAUCAAUGUGAUAUGAAGGAAUAUUACUAAAAAUGGCCCGUAAAUUAAAGAAGAAUGCUGAAAUCCACUUGAAAAUGGGAAAAGGAAAUAUAAAAUUCAUAUAAAAAUUACUCUUUAUCAAUUUUUUAUUUUAUUAAUCGUAUAAAACAAUUAAUAUUUGACUAUUAGUAAAUUACUUGUAUUACGUUGGAAAAAAAAUCAAGAUUUCCGCGGGUUAGCUUUCCUUUUUCUUCUCGAAGUUGGUCUAAAAAUUCAAGAAAAAUCGCGUCGUUUUGCUUUUUUUAGCACACAGAUAUAAACGCACGAUAUAAAAACCAAAUAACAUACCAAAGUAUUAAAGCACUCCCUAAUGAAUAAAUUUCAUCAACUUACUUUAUUGUUUGCAACUUCUUUUGUUUCAAAAUUCACCACACAUUUACGUUUCACGUUUGUACUGCUCGCGUACUUCAAUGGAACUUAAUGAAAGUGACUUGAAAAGUUUUCUACCAUCACUAACAAGUAUAUUUACAUGCAAUGGUAAAUGGCGCCAUAGUUUGUGACAACUAAGAAAUCCGAGGUAGCCCGACCGUACUGACUCUCCCCUACUUAAAUUUAACGCAGAUAAAUAAACUAAAUUUUUAUGGUCGGCAUGACAAAAUAUAUUUGUUAAGACAUCCAAGAAAUUUCGUCUGUGAUGUGUUAAAAAUGUCUAUAUCAGGUUUAAGAACAGAAUACAUUUGAUUUACAUGAUAACAGGCAAAGAAAAUAAGUGCAUUAAAAAUUAUAAGUGAUGGAAAAUUCUUUAAAUAAAUGGCGUGUUUUGUGUAGAUGACAGACGUGGGACCCUGAUAUUUAUUUUACUUAACAA